Messenger RNA from Closterium sp. NIES-67, 600 nucleotides. Lineage: Eukaryota; Viridiplantae; Streptophyta; Zygnematophyceae; Desmidiales; Closteriaceae. The record is from the annotation of a GenBank genome assembly.
CUUGAUUUUACUCUAUCUGCUAUUUUGAAGCUCUACUCAACGGGUGCGGAAACGAUCAACCAGCUUACUGCUCCCUGAUCACCGCAGAUUCCCAAGGCUCGGGGUCUGUUCUUGAGACGCAUGCUGCUGGAGCCGGACCCCUUCCUGAACGAGCUCACCAAGCUGUACGAGCGCCACAAGGGCGCCGGCACCGUGUGGGUCACUCUCAAGCGAUCCAAUCUGCGCAAGAAGCCCAAGGGGGGUGCGAAGAAGGCAGGGGCGGAUGAUGUGGAGGAGGAUGAGAGCAGCGCCGCGGAGUACCGGUGCAUCGUGAGGGCCACCGAUGGCAAGAGGAAGAUCAGCACCCUGCUGGGGCCUCGGGAGCAUGCCAAGUUCCAGGCGGCUUAUGCACUCGUUCUUAAGGCCCACAUGGACUCGCUCAAGCGCAAGGAGAAGCGCGAGAGGAAGAAGCAGAAACAGCCAGCAACCGCCUCUUGAGAAAGGGUGCGCUUCUCCUAGUCAUCCUAGAGCUAACUGCAGGGAUGCUCUUGAUGUGAACACAAUGCUAUGUUUUUGCAUGAAUGCUGUAGAUUUUUAGUGUUUGAUUACACUGCAAUUUCG